CAUUUUUGUCUUAAAUUGUACUCGGUUCAUCCGACUCUUAUUUCACAGAUCGUUGACGAAAUUGAUAUAGCAUUGAAUUUAUAGAGAGAGUUACAGAUCAAGAGAAAAUCCCAAGAAGCCAUGGAAGUUUCAAGAUUCAACCUUUGCUUCCAUCUCUUCAUCCUCUUAUCCGUCUUCUCCAUCUGUAAAUCAGACGAUCCAGAUUGUGUGUACACGGUGUAUAUAAGAACCGGUUCAAUCAUAAAGGGUGGCACUGAUUCUAUUAUCAGCUUGACUCUGUACGAUGCGGAUGGCUAUGGAAUUAGAAUCAACAAUCUCGAAUCAUGGGGUGGACUUAUGGGCCCAGGCUACAACUAUUUCGAGAGGGGAAACUUGGAUAUCUUUAGUGGGAGAGGUCCAUGUUUGACUGGACCAGUUUGUAAGAUGAACCUCACCUCCGAUGGGUCUGGUCCGCACCACGGUUGGUGCGUUAACUAUGUGGAGGUGACAACCACUGGUGUUCACAAGCAGUGUACACAAGAAAAGUUUACUGUAGAACAGUGGUUAGCCACCGAUGCGUCGCCUUACGAACUCACUGCCGUCAGGAAUCAUUGCUCGUCCGAUGACGAGAAACGCUGGAUCGGCGGUUUUGAUUCUUCUAUAGUGUCUGUAAUUUAAGUUUGUGUGGACGUUGCCGGCCCAUAUUAUUGCAGGUUUGUUUUAUAAAUAUCCUAUGCCACAAGAGUGUGAAUGAGGUUUAUGAUAGUUUUGUUUUUAUUAGUGCUAUGGAUUGAACUAUUCAAUAAAUGGUGUAUUACUUGGAAAGCAGAAGGAUGUGCAAAAAUUAAUGUGAGAGAACAAGGCCCAAAAAUGUUCUUUUUUGGGCAUCAUGUUUUGGUAAAGGGUAAAUUUACACCAUAAUUUUUAUUAGUUACAUCAUAUUUUUAUUGCAUUCAA
This is a messenger RNA of Olea europaea var. sylvestris, 936 nucleotides long. Its product is annotated as PLAT domain-containing protein 3-like. NCBI's taxonomy places the organism in Eukaryota, Viridiplantae, Streptophyta, Magnoliopsida, Lamiales, Oleaceae. The record is from RefSeq and is a predicted model, not a curated record. Bases 121 to 657 code for a protein of 178 amino acids. Gene Ontology annotation, molecular function: protein binding. The transcript is spliced from 2 exons.